Molecule: messenger RNA, 1503 nt
Organism: Microthlaspi erraticum
Lineage: Eukaryota; Viridiplantae; Streptophyta; Magnoliopsida; Brassicales; Brassicaceae
Source: the annotation of a GenBank genome assembly
AUGGUGAAAGAGACAAACGCCGAGCAGGAUAUGGCCGGAGAAGCAUCGAGCAGUAGCCGAAAGAGGCAACGACUUCCCUCCGUUGUUGAAGAAGAAGAAGGAGAGAAUGGUGGAAGAACGGCGAGUGAGAAUCGGAAUGUAGACGGUGGCGAGGUGAUAACAGAGGUACGAUCGGGGACCAUGUUUGGUCUGGAUCUUCUCGAGUGUCCCGUCUGCUGCAACGCACUCUCACUCUCGGCUCCUAUCUACCAGUGUGACAAUGGACACAUAGCUUGCACUUGUUGCUGCAUUAAGCUGAGUAACAAAUGUCCAGCCUGCACUUUGCCCAUUGGUCACCACCAUCGAUGCAUAGUAAUGGAGAGAGUUGUAGAAGCAAUCAUCUUUCCAUGCCCAAACGCCAAACACGGUUGCACCGAGAAGUUCUCAUACGGCAAAGAGUUAGUCCAUAAGAAGAAAUGUGGUUUCGCUCUAUGCUACUGUCCUAAACCAAACUGUAACUACUCCGGCGUGUACAAGGAUCUCUACAGUCACUACGAUGCUAACCACAAGGACACGUCGGACAGUUUCAGAGACGUAUGGAUAGUCCUUGAAGAAUGUAGAGAUGGUAAUCGGAAUUUAGACAGUGAUGAGGUGAUAACGGAGGUACGGUCACGGUCGGGGACGAUGUUUGAUCUUGAUCUUCUUGACUGUCCCGUUUGCUGCAAGGCACUCACGACUCCUAUCUAUCAGUGUGACAAUGGACACAUAGCUUGCUCUUCCUGCUGUGUUAACCUGAGGCACAAAUGCCCUGAAUGCACUUUGCCUAUUGGUAACUAUCGAUGCAGAAUUAUGGAGAGAGUUGUGAAAGCAAUCAUCGUCCCAUGCCCAAACGCGAACCAUGGUUGUCCAGAGAAGUUCUCUUACGGGAAAGAGUUGCUCCUUGAGAAGCAAUGUGGCUUUGCUCUAUGCUACUGUCCUAAACCAGACUGCAACUACGCAGGCGUGUACAAGGAUCUCUACUGUCACUACCUUGAUAGCCACGAAAACGGGAGUUGGUUUAUGUUUGGCCGUACCACUGAUGCAUGGAUGUUUAUACGUGACAAGAUUUUCUUUCUUCGAGGGAAUUGCGAUGGUCCGUUGGUUGUGAUUCAGUGUUUCGAGGAGCCUAAAGGAAUUUAUGUGACUGUGAAAUGUAUAGCACCUCCUGCUCCAGAGGUUGAGGAGAUCUCCUUUCAACUCUUUUACUCGUCUUAUCAUGGUGAGAAAACUAUGUCGUUUGGAUUGGCGAAGAUGAAAAGGAUUCAGAAAGUGAGCUACCAAACUCCUGAGGAGGACUACAUGUUAAUUCCUGACUAUUUCUUGGCUCAGCGGCCUGAUCUAAAGAUGAAAAUUUGCAUCAACCGGGUAGUGAAAGAAGAAGAAAAAGAAAAAGCUAAAGUUGGUGUGACUGCAGUUGUUGACAAUCAAAGUCGCAGGUCAACUCUUGAAGGAAAGCUAACUCCAAGUAUCAAGAUAGCCAAGUAA